ACCCUACCCCUACCCCCACCCCCUCCACCCUUGCCUCUUACCCCUACCAGUACCCACCCUCUCCUCCGAACCCAUUUUCAAGAAUGCCCUAAAACUACUCUCAAUCACCACCGCCACCGCAAGAACACCAUCACAAUGUCAUAUAACGCUACCCACCGGCGAAACCUAUCAGUUCCCACCCCUCAAACAGCCAUAGAUCCCACCACCGCAAACCACCACCCACCUCCCUCAACCACUAUCCAGGAUAUAUCCACUCACUUCUCAAGAUUAUACUUGAAUCACAAAGCUCGAUCCUUUUCAAAACCCUCCAUUCACCCUCAAGCUGAGUUCACCGUCUCCCACCGCCUCGGCCUCGCCGCCGCAUCUUUGACCAAAUCGCAGAGUCAAAGAACCAGAGGAAACCCGCAUUUUAUUAACGAGGAGCAUCAGGAAGAAAGCAUCAAGAAAGCCAUUGUAAUUAGCAACAACGAACCCAGGAAGAAUGUAAAUUUAUUGCCAGGAAAUCAAGAAAAGAUGAGGAAAUUACAACAAGGGUAUGGGAUAAAGAUGCAAUCUUUGCCAUUAUUUGGAUUCGAUAGGGGCAAAAGAAGAUCAUUUGGGUGUAGCUCGAAGGGGGAACUAGCCGAUUUCUUGAUCUUUAAUGGCGUCAAAGUGGUGUCUGCUGACAUGCCUCCAUUCAUGCAAAUUCAUGCUGUGGAUAUAACAAGAAAGACGUAUGAUAGCUUGGAAAAAUUCGCUGCAAAGACGCUUGCUUCGACUCUCAAAAAGGAGUUCGAUGAGAUUUAUGGACCAGCAUGGCAUUGUAUUGUUGGGUUGAAUUUUGGGUCAUUUGUGACACAUUCAGUGGGUGGAUUCUUGUAUUUCUCCAUAGAUCAGAAGCUAUAUGUUCUCUUGUUCAAGACUUCAGUUCAAAGAGCACAUUGACUAAAAACUUGACCUAAAAAUAUUAUAUAAUUCGUAUCAAUGAACAAGCUGACAACUGCUUUUUCCCCUGGGUAUAAUUAGGUUGGGGAAAAGGUGAAGUGUCCUACCCCUUAUGUAACCUGCCUUGUACAUUCAUUAUAUGCUUGAGAAAUUAUUCCCAAUGCAAAUAAGUGCAACCACUUGUUAAAAUGAGUUGUACCUUAUGCAUCAUGACUAGUAUCUUAUGGAUUAAUUGUUGUACUUUGGUUUUGAAGUA
This is a messenger RNA of Lactuca virosa, 1180 nucleotides long. The record is from the annotation of a GenBank genome assembly. Lineage: Eukaryota; Viridiplantae; Streptophyta; Magnoliopsida; Asterales; Asteraceae.